UCUGGUGGACAAGUAGGAAGUAAAGUACAAAAUGAAACACCGAUCAAUGAAUGGCGACAGUGUGCAUGCCUGAUUAGACAAGAACUGAAGGAGCUUCUAUGCAGCGUACUGUUUCCAUUCUUAUAUCGCAUUUACUUACUUCAUAACAUAUGACUUGUGUACUUUAUCUUUAUAUGUAUCUUUAUGAAUAAAAUCGUUGAAACCAACUUUAUACAAUUAUACUAACAACGAGUUCACGCGGUAACGUAACAGAUGAAACCAUAACCAUGGCUUAUACAAAAAUACCUAAAGUUAAAGAAGAUGAUGUGCUUGAAUGUUUCCUUUAUCCAAAAAUUUGUUAUACAAAACCUUCAAUAACUAUAACAGAGGAAAUUCUAUUACAAGAAAUUACAAAGUUCAAUGAAGUAAUUGCACCGUAUAUUGAAGGUUAUAUUUGGCAUAAUGAUAAUUUAAUUUUUCAUCCUAGAACAAAAGAAGCAUUAUUAUUGGAAAAGCUUAUUGAAAAUUCUACAACUGUAGGAGAAUGUAAUAUAUUGCCUCACAUUUAUAUACGCUUACGUUUUGAUGAAGAUAUAAGUGAUGAAUGGUUUGUGGUCUUUCUGAUAUUUAAACUUACCCAGGCUUUUAAUGGAUUAAUUGCUAAAGUUAUAGAUUCUGACGGUGAAUUUCUUUUAAUUGAAGCUGCAAAUGUUUUGCCCCCAUGGGCUAAUCCUGAAACAUGUGAAAACCAUGUAUUUGUAUAUAAUGGUGAAUUGCACAUUAUUCGCGAAAAACAUAAAACAUGGUUGGAUUUGUUAAAUAAUCUUUGGGAGAAGCCAUAUUUUUACAGAGCUUCGGAGAAAGUACAAGAUGUCUUAAAAAGACGAAUUAAUAUUUAUCCUAGUGAGAUUGAAAAAAGACAUCACAAGGCUCGAGUCUUUUUACCUGAGAAAGCAGUUUCAAUACUUCGACAAGAACCAAGACUGAUUGCAUUAAUUAUUCGAACAAUUUGCCACUCUGAUCCACUUGAAAGAAAAGUUUGUCGUGCUAUGAAAUAUUUUCCUCCUGAACAACGUAUUAUGGUUAAUGUAAAAAUGACUAAAUGUUUGUAUGCAAUGGCAAAUCAUUGUCGAUAUACUGGAGACCCAAGGACAGGCUGGAAUAUACCCCCAAUAACUUAUUCAAAGUAUAAUGCACACAUACUUGGAAUUAAAAUAGCAUGUGGUUUAGAAAUGUUAAUUGCUCGUGCAAAUGAAGAACUUAGAAGAAGAGAAAAAAGAUCAGUUAAUAAUUCUGAGAAAUUAAAAGCAAAUGAAGAUGUUUUAAAUACAUAUUUAAGCCGUUUAGAAGUUAAUGGCUAUUUUAAAAAUCUUUUAAAAGGUAGCGAAGAAUAUGAAAAACUCUUGAAUGCAGCAAAAGAUUAUUACUUCAAAUACUUUAAUCUAUAUAAUUCUAUUACCGACAUUAAUAAAAGUGAUGCUGAAAAGGUUUUAGAAGCAUGGGAAAACAUACAGUCCAAUGAUGUCGAAUUACAUGCACAAGAUGAAGCUGCAUUAAGUCCUGCAGAUAGUGAUAGUUGGUUAAAUGUAGAUCCAAUACAGUUAGAAACAUUUUUGAACGAAAAGUGGGGAAAUACUAAAAGCAAGAAACAUAAACAAGAAUCAUUAAGUCUUAAAGAAAAAGUACAGAUGUUCUUAAAUCAAAAUAGUGAUAUUGAUGGUGUACAAUUUUUAGAAGAUCUUUCAACAGAAGUUGAUGGAAUGUAUGAUCCAGAGGACAAUGGAAAAGUUGAAUUCGAUGCAGACAUAUUUGAUAGUACAUUACGAGGAAUAUUAGAUUUAGCUGUUCCAGGAAAUGAAGGAGAAUUUGAAGGAAGUUCAGAGGGAUCCUUGGGUGAAGAUGAUGAAGAUAAAAGAAAUGAAAUGGACAAAUAUAUGCGAUUGUUAAAUUCAGAAAUACAGUCUCAAAUAGAAAAAGAUGAAGACUCUGAGACAAAUAAAAGUUCUGAUGUUAUAGAAGAUAAUUUGUUAAAAAGUAUUACAGAAGAAGCAGGUGGUUCAGGUCCAACUGGAAAUAUAAUAGGUAGACCUGCUCGACAACUUCUGCACUUACAAUUACAAUCACCCACUACAGUACCUCCUGAUUUACAAAGUUAAUAAUUUUAUCUAAAUAUUAAUAUUUAGUUAAACAUGUUAAUGAUUGUUAAUAGAUUGAAAUUCCUGCUAGCCAUUUUAUGCAAAAUAUGUAUUUAUUAUUUUGAAAGCAGAUGAAAUUUAAGAUCAAUAGCACGUUUAUCGUUGACAACAAGAAAGUAACUUUAUACAUAGAUGUAGUAUUACAAACUCACAAUUUUUUAAAUAUUUUUUCAACUGUUAUAAAAUAUGUAUAUUUUAUACAUGACUUUUCGUUUUUUUUCAGUCUUUAUUAUACAAAAGUAUGUUUAAUUACAAUAUUAAAUGAAAUACAUGAAUGUAUAUAUCUA
This is a messenger RNA of Bombus huntii, 2461 nucleotides long. Its product is annotated as protein ecdysoneless. Gene Ontology annotation, cellular component: nucleus. Lineage: Eukaryota; Metazoa; Arthropoda; Insecta; Hymenoptera; Apidae. The record is from RefSeq and is a predicted model, not a curated record. The coding region runs from base 267 to 2135 and encodes 622 amino acids. The transcript is spliced from 5 exons.